Messenger RNA from Trematosphaeria pertusa, 1002 nucleotides. RefSeq lists its product as uncharacterized. Lineage: Eukaryota; Fungi; Ascomycota; Dothideomycetes; Pleosporales; Trematosphaeriaceae. Gene Ontology annotation, molecular function: structural constituent of ribosome. Bases 95 to 601 code for a protein of 168 amino acids. Gene Ontology annotation, cellular component: cytosolic small ribosomal subunit. The transcript is spliced from 3 exons. The record is from RefSeq and is a predicted model, not a curated record.
UCAGCGCGCCAAGUCCUCAACUCCGCACUUCCAAUUUGACUUCAUCGACCGACGACAGGAGACCUUUCUCAGCACAUCCACCACAUCAAUCAACAUGGCACCUGCAGCAACCGGCGGCAAGAAGCAAAAGAAGAAGUGGUCCAAGGGAAAGGUUAAGGACAAGGCCAACCACGCCGUCGUCCUCGACAAGACCACCGCGGACAAGCUCAACAAGGAUGUGCAAUCAUACCGCCUCAUCACCGUCGCCACGCUGGUCGACCGUCUCAAGAUCAACGGCUCGCUCGCCCGGAGAGCCCUUACCGAUCUCGAGGAGAGGGGUCAGAUCAAGAAGGUUGUGGGCCACUCCAAGUUGACCGUCUACAGUACGUCUAUCCUGUACUUUUCCGCGGCUUGCUCCACCUCUUCGGGCGGAUGUGGUGCAGUCGGGGCCGGGACCGGCACGAAAGUGUUUGAUGGAGAUAUGCUAACCAUGAUACAGCACGAGCGGUUGGAGCGUCAGACUAAGCGGCUCGAAAGAAUGAAAACGGCGGUGGAUGCAAGACUCGGGUCUUUUCAGCUUUUCGACAUUCCUCUUCCCCAUUAUCGGUCGGCGUCUUCAUGAUGGAAGGGUCAUACAUUGGGCAUGCUCAUGGCGGACAUGGUUUGAGAGGACAGGCUGGGUGAUUCGCCCGCCCAUGAUCAGUGUCGAUUCUGUAUUGAAUGAAAAGGAUCCGAAAAUGCAUACUCGUCGCCAACGCACCGUUCCAUUGGUUUUGCGGGACAAGUGAUUUCUACGUCGAAGGUCCUUGCUCUCCUUGAGAAGUGCUUUGUGCUGGAGGCACAGUUACUUGACUGACCGGACAAUAGUAUGGUGAUGGAUCUGAAUAUUAACCUCUGUAAAGCAUGCCAUGUACUGAUUGAAUAGGUUCAAAAUACCCAAACCUCCGUCAAUCGAGACGGCCGCUAUGGACUUUUGCCUCCGUCGAUUUAGAAUCCCAAGAUUCGAGCUUCAAACCAGCUUGA